UUAUUUCUGUUGUGACGUCAUCAUUGUGCGUCGCAGUGACGACUGCAGCUCGGGGAAUCCUCGUGUUGUGUUUUAACACCAUAAAUCUGUACAAAUCAACCAUGAGCUCUCAAAUAACUUGUGUCGGAUGGGUGAAGCGAGGAGUCGCUAAAGAAACGCCUGAUAAAGUCGAGUUGAGCAAAGAAGAGCUGCAGCGCAUCAUAUCAGAGGCUAAAGAUGAGUUACAGGAUCACAAUGAUGAUGAGGAGGAGGAGGAGGUCGACGAAGGUGUGGUCAGUGAAGAGGCAUCAGCUGUUCCGACGGAUGGUGAAGAAAUAAAAGAGGAGAAAGAUGUGAAUGAGCCGGAGGAGGAUGAUGAGCUCGCAGAGUACGGACUAGACAAAUAUGAUGAAGAAGACAUCGCUGCAUCAAAUCUUGGAGACAGUCUGGCAGGAUUGACAGUGUUUGGCACCAAUGAAGAAGAUCCGUACAUCACCAUCAAAGACACGGAUCAGUACGAGCGGGACGAUUUUCAGAUCAAAUCCACUGAUAACCUGAUUCUGGCCGGACGAGCGGAGAAAGACUGCUGUAACCUGGAUGUUUACGUGUAUAACUCAGAGGAAGACUCUCUGUAUGUGCAUCAUGACAUCCUGCUGCCCGCGUAUCCGCUGUGUGUGGAGUGGCUGAACUUUGACCCCAGCCCAGAGGAAGCACAAGGGAAUUACGCAGCCGUGGGGAACAUGACGCCUGUGAUUGACGUCUGGGAUCUGGAUGUGGUCGACUGUUUGGAGCCGGCCUUCUCCCUCGGCAGCAAGAAGAAGAAAAAGAAGAAAGCAAAGAAGGCGGCUGAGCCUGUCGACGGCCACUCGGAUGCUGUGCUGGAUCUGUCCUGGAACAGACUGGUCAGGAAUGUUCUAGCGAGCGCAUCUGCAGAUGAGACAGUGAUCCUGUGGGAUCUGGAGAAGGGAAAACCAGCGGCGACUCUCAAGAAACACACGGAUAAGGUUCAGACGCUGAAGUUUCACCCGUUUGAGGCUCAAACUCUCAUCAGUGGAUCAUACGACAAGUCAGCGAUCCUGUACGACUGCCGCAGUCCGAACGACAGCCAUCGGAUCUGGCGCUUCAGCGGGCAGGUGGAGCGUGUCAUUUGGGACCAUUUCUCUCCGUGCAACUUCCUGGCGAGUACAGAGGACGGCUUCAUUUAUUGUCUAGACGCUCGCUCGGAUAAACCCGUGUUCACGCUGAGAGCUCACGACGGAGAGGUUUCAGGGAUGGACUUGAGCAGUCAGAUCCGCGGCUGUCUGGUCACGUCUUCAGCGGACAAACAUGUGAAGAUCUGGGACAUCCUAGGAAACAAACCCAACCUGAUACACUCCAGAGACAUGAAAAUGGGUGUGAUCUUCUGCGGCUCCUGCUGUCCGGAUCUUCCCUUCGUCUAUGCGUUUGGAGGACAGAGGGACGGGCUGCGCGUGUGGGACAUCAGCGACGUCGCUGCCGUUGCGGAGGUUUUCGGCAGUCGGGAACGUUUGGUGGCGAACACAGUAUCCGGAGCGUCCAGCAGUGAGAUGGAGGUGUCAUAAUGACCAACAUAACGAGAGACUGAAUCAAUGAAGCACAGAAGACGGAGAAUCAUGGAUCAUUGCUUCAUACUGAAUGAUAUGAACAGCAACUUUCAAUAUGAAAAACAUAUUUAUGCCAUCAGAUGAAGCGUUACGAAAAGAUUCUUACUGUUUAUCUGAUAUAUAUACUGUAUAUAUAUGCCGAUAUCAGAUCUUUGCUGUCUUCAACAAAUGUUUGACGCUGAACAGACUGUGCUUUCCUUUAAGAGGGAAUCUUAAUAUCUCCUGUACGCUUGCAGAUAUAACUUUCUUUCCAUAUUUCCUCUUUUUAGGAAGUGUAUGAAUAAUUAUGAAUAAUUUCUAAAAAUGAUUUCCCAUUUUUUGGGAUUAUAAAAUUGCAGUUGUUAUAAGAAUAACAAUUAAUAAAACUGUGGAAUCCAA
This is a messenger RNA of Megalobrama amblycephala (Wuchang bream), 1979 nucleotides long. RefSeq names its product PWP1 homolog, endonuclein (gene pwp1). The record is from RefSeq and is a predicted model, not a curated record. Gene Ontology annotation, cellular component: nucleus. Gene Ontology annotation, biological process: rRNA processing. Bases 102 to 1559 code for a protein of 485 amino acids. Lineage: Eukaryota; Metazoa; Chordata; Actinopteri; Cypriniformes; Xenocyprididae. The transcript is spliced from 15 exons. Gene Ontology annotation, molecular function: protein binding.